CUUUCACUCGUAAAUUCUCACACACUCACUCUCUCUCUAUACAAAUGCAUGUUGAGCUUUCACUCUCUACACAGAGGGUGCACGCGUCCGGAACCGACUCUCUUUCUCUCUCUCUGUAGGCCUCUUUAAUUUCCACUCUCUCUGUCUGCAGUUUUGCAGUCUCUGUAGCACAGUGUGUGCGGGACGAGCUUGCUCUUUCAACAAAGUACCGUACGUGUAUGUUUGUGUAUGAUCAUCGAAAAGAGUCAAGGACCGAGUCCCAGCUGAUUCAACAGUUCUGUUUUGUAUCUCUGUGAAAAGUUCCGCCGUCAGCUGGACCGGCGACAGUGAAUCGGCUCUCCGUGUGUCGUCGACGUCUCUCUCCUGAAACUUCCUUCCAUCACUUGGAAUCGAAACAUUCAUCAGUAAAUUUUUGCGAGUUUGCGUCUUUGGGAGGCCGGAGCAUAUAAUAUAUUUGUUGAUUCGGUUUCAUAAUGACCUCUCAAUCAUUGAAGCGGCGAACCAGAAUCGGUUUGACCUCCGCCGUGUUCACGUUCUUUCUUCUCUUUAUCAUUGGACCGGAGUUUUUUACAGGCAGACUUAUUGGUCCCAAUUUCAUGGCGGAAGCAAAUUCAGCCGUCACUGGAAACACCAAUGUUGGUCCUCAUCGCAAGCUUCUCAAUCAAGGGAAUGAAGUGGAAACAAACCGGAUAUGGGGUGACAAAUGUUCAAAAUCUGAUAUUGUGAUAAAUCAGGGACCUACAGCACCUCUACCCAGUGGGAUACCCACGUACACAGUGGAGAUAAUGAACGUCUGUGUCUCUGGCUGUGACAUCUCCGGCAUCCAUCUCAGUUGUGGUUGGUUCAGCUCUGCUCGUCUUAUUAACCCUCGCAUAUUCAAGCGCCUACAUUUUGACGAUUGUCUCGUCAACGAUGGGAAGCCUCUUAUUAAUGGUCAUACUAUAUCCUUCCAAUAUGCCAAUACUUUCCGUUACCCACUCUCUGUUUCCUCUGUUGUCUGCUGAAGGG
Molecule: messenger RNA, 1008 nt
Organism: Solanum stenotomum
Lineage: Eukaryota; Viridiplantae; Streptophyta; Magnoliopsida; Solanales; Solanaceae
Product: protein TAPETUM DETERMINANT 1-like
Exons: 4
Coding region: 474-1004 (176 amino acids)
Biological process (GO): cell fate determination
Source: RefSeq, a predicted model, not a curated record